GCUGUGAAGGAGGCACUCGGCAAACUUUUCUCAAUGACUCUAUAGCCAACUGAGGUAACAAUGGUACUAAUCUUGGGACGCCGCCUGAAUAGAGAGGAGAGCGGGAUACGAGAUUCCCCUGCAACCAAGCGGAAAGUUUUUGAAAUGGACCCAAAGUCGUUAUCAGGCCAUGAGUUUUUUGACUUCUCCUCGGGCUCGUCCCAUGCCGAAAGCAUUCUGCAGAUCUUCAACGAGUUUCGAGACAGCCGCCUGUUCACAGAUGUCAUUAUCUGCGUGGAAGGAAGAGAGUUCCCCUGCCACCGAGCAGUGCUCUCUGCCUGCAGCAGCUAUUUCAGAGCCAUGUUCUGCAAUGACCACAGAGAGAGCCGGGAGAUGCUGGUGGAGAUCAACGGGAUCUUUGCUGAAGCUAUGGACUGCUUUUUGCAGUACGUGUACACUGGGAAGGUGAAAAUCACCACCGAGAACGUACAGUAUCUCUUUGAGACAUCAAGCCUCUUUCAGAUCAGCGUUUUGCGUGAUGCCUGUGCCAAAUUCCUGGAAGAACAGCUGGAUCCAUGCAACUGCCUCGGAAUCCAGCGUUUUGCAGACACGCACUCGCUCAAGACGCUAUUCACCAAGUGCAGGAAUUUUGCGCUGCAGACGUUUGAGGAUGUGUCCCAGCAUGAAGAAUUCCUUGAGCUGGGGAAGGAUGAGCUUAUUGAUUACAUUUGCAGCGAUGAGCUGGUGAUCAGUAAGGAAGAGAUGGUGUUUGAAGCUGUCAUGCGCUGGGUGUACCGGGCGGUUGAGCUGAGAAGACCAGUGUUGCACGAACUUCUGACGCACGUCAGGCUCCCCUUGCUGCACCCCAACUACUUCGUGCAGACGGUGGAAGUGGACCAGCUCAUUCAGAACUCCCCGGAGUGCUACCAGCUGCUGCACGAAGCCCGGCGGUACCAUAUCCUGGGAAAUGAGAUGAUGUCUCCCAGAACGAGGCCACGCAGAUCAACCGGUUAUUCUGAGGUGAUAGUUGUUGUCGGAGGAUGCGAGCGAGUUGGAGGGUUUAAUUUGCCGUAUACGGAGUGCUACGAUCCUGUAACAGGAGAGUGGAAGUCGCUGGCCAAACUUCCAGAGUUUACCAAGUCCGAGUAUGCAGUGUGCGCCCUGCGGAAUGAUAUCCUUGUUUCAGGUGGAAGAAUCAAUAGCCGAGAUGUGUGGAUUUAUAACUCUCAGCUUAACAUUUGGAUCAGAGUGGCCUCCUUAAAUAAAGGCAGAUGGCGUCACAAAAUGGCUGUUCUUCUUGGUAAAGUUUAUGUUGUUGGAGGAUACGAUGGUCAAAGCCGACUCAGCAGUGUCGAGUGUUACGAUUCCUUUUCCAAUCGAUGGACAGAAGUGGCUCCCCUUAAAGAAGCUGUGAGCUCCCCAGCAGUCACCAGCUGCGUCGGCAAACUGUUUGUGAUCGGGGGUGGUCCUGAUGACAACACGUGUUCAGACAAGGUUCAGUCUUACGAUCCUGAUACUAAUUCUUGGCUACUCCGUGCGACUAUCCCAAUUGCAAAAAGAUGCAUUACGGCUGUGUCAUUAAACAAUCUGAUCUAUGUUGCUGGGGGGCUUACUAAAGCAAUAUACUGCUACGAUCCAGUUGAGGACUACUGGAUGCACGUGCAGAAUACGUUCAGCAGACAGGAGAAUUGUGGCAUGUCUGUGUGUAAUGGAAAAAUAUAUAUCCUUGGUGGAAGACGAGAAAAUGGGGAAGCCACAGACACUAUCCUUUGUUAUGACCCUGCGACAGGCAUUAUCACAGGAGUGGCAGCCAUGCCCAGGCCAGUAUCGUACCACGGCUGUGUGACAAUUCAUAGAUAUAAUGAAAAAGGCUUUAAACUGUAAAGCAAACAAACAAAACAACAACAAAAAGGAGAUGGCAUGAAUGAAUCCAGUGGUCUGCUGCGGGACAGGUUUUUAAAGAUUCCUGAAAUUGGAAAAUGUCCUUUCCCUAACUUAACUGUCAACUGAAAACUGUAUCCUGUGCCUUCAAA
Messenger RNA from Tinamus guttatus (white-throated tinamou), 2012 nucleotides. The record is from RefSeq and is a predicted model, not a curated record. Lineage: Eukaryota; Metazoa; Chordata; Aves; Tinamiformes; Tinamidae.